Messenger RNA from Papilio xuthus (Asian swallowtail), 1174 nucleotides. RefSeq lists its product as uncharacterized. The transcript has 9 exons. The coding region runs from base 134 to 1054 and encodes 306 amino acids. Lineage: Eukaryota; Metazoa; Arthropoda; Insecta; Lepidoptera; Papilionidae. The record is from RefSeq and is a predicted model, not a curated record.
GUCGGCUAUUUUUCAUUUCUCGUAUCCGUGGAUAUACUUUUUUGAUUAGUAUAUAUGAUACAUUUAAGAAGUUAAAUUUACUAAUGUUUGAUUAACUCCUUUCAAUAAUAAUAAAUGUAACCAAAUUUCAACAAUGCGGAAUGAAGAGUUUUUAUACGUUGGGAUGUCUCGUUUUUCAGCACUUGAUAAUAAUACACCAGCGCGUCGCAGUUUGGUCUCUUGCCUAAUACAAUUUAACAAUGACGUUGGGCGACGCUUACGUACACGGUGCACUAUAUCUCGAUCCCGAAGAUCAACUUCAAACAGUCCAAUAAAAAAUAAUGCCCAGCAAAGGUCGCGUUCCCCUUGGUAUGGGAGCAUUCACUCGCCGCCACUUUGUAACUCCCCGACACGUUAUCCUACUCGCUUAUAUUCGCGAUCCCGGAAUGACUUAGGAGAUGGUUUAUCCGAAAAUUUUGCGCAAGAACCAGUGCAACCUAAAGCGUACUUCUCAUCAAAACCACCUUCAGAACCUGUUCAAGUUAUUAUAGAGCCACGCAUUAUGAAUGAUUUAGAUUAUAAAUUUAAUUCAUCAACAUCAUAUGAGUCUCGAUGUGAAUUUAACGUUACAUCAUCCUUGAGCACUCUCGCAGAGCGUCCGUCAUGUCCCAACUCGUUUGCGGUAGUUGGUAAAAUACUAAGUUCAUUGCUGUCAACAUUACCUCUAGUUGAUUCUCCUUCAGAAGUAUCCACAUACCACUUUGUAUCACAAUAUUAUGAUAAUAAAUCUCUUGUGCGGUCAGAACCUGAACAACGAAGCGUAGCUAUCCAAGUCGCCAAGUCUUCCAUGACAGUAUCCGUAGGGAAUUGUAGCGAAUAUUGCGAUGAGAAAGGUAUUGUACAGAAGAAGGUUCUAAGUAAGAAAAGAUGGAUGGGAAGCAUGCGCGCGCUACGCGAAUCUCACCUGCGUUUAAUGAUGCGUCAAAUUCGCCAAUUGCGGCAAAUUGAGCGAUUGGACCGCUCCUUGAAACGGGUCUGUUCGGUACGAGUGCCUUAUGAUAGUGAUCUCACAUAAACAUGAAAGCUUAUAAAAGCGCUCGGAAAACGACGAAAGCUUAUGACUAAUUUUAAAUAUUUUCCAAAUUAUUUUUUAGUGUGCUGUUGAUUAAAUUUGAUAAAAAAGUUGAUCGUUCAC